Trichoderma aggressivum f. europaeum is the source of this 3468-nucleotide messenger RNA. RefSeq lists its product as uncharacterized. Gene Ontology annotation, biological process: carbohydrate metabolic process. Bases 1 to 3468 code for a protein of 1155 amino acids. The record is from RefSeq and is a predicted model, not a curated record. NCBI's taxonomy places the organism in Eukaryota, Fungi, Ascomycota, Sordariomycetes, Hypocreales, Hypocreaceae. Gene Ontology annotation, cellular component: extracellular region. Gene Ontology annotation, molecular function: chitinase activity. The transcript has 3 exons.
AUGGUUUUCGCUGCUGCUGGUGUUGCGGCCGUCGGCCUCCUGAACGGUUACUGGGGACAACACAGCACUCCCGGUGGCCUCAGGACACACUGCGAUGCUGGUAUUGAUUCCGUCACCCUUGGUUUUGUUAGCAGCGCCCCUGAUUCCUCUGGAUAUCCCGGUGUCAACUUUGGACCCAACUGUUGGGCAGAUUCAUACCCUGACCCCAAUACUGGCUUGCCCACAAAACUCUUGAGCCACUGCAUGACCCUCCAGCAGGAUAUUCCUUACUGCAGAUCCAAAGGUGUCAAGGUCAUUCUCAGUAUCGGAGGAGUAUAUGACCCCAUAUUCGACAACUACAAGGUUACAGACAACACCACAGCUUCCAACUUUGCCAACUUCCUUUACAAUGCUUUUGGUCCUUACAACUCAAGCUGGACGGGACCUCGCCCCUUUGACGCGAGUCCCAUUGACCACACCGCCGUUGAUGGUUUCGAUUUCGAUCUUGAGCCCCCCCCAACCAGCGCCAUCAGCCCUGCCUGGUCAAUGGUACCUUACAUCAAGAUGGUUGAGACGUUCCGUGCUCUGAACCCGUCCCUGAUUAUGACUGCUGCCCCCCAGUGUCCUACCAACCCUCAAUACUUUGCCAUGAAGGACCUGAUCCAAAACGCCGCCUUUGACAAGCUUUUCAUCCAGUUUUACAACAACCCGGCCUGUGACGCCAUUGCUGGAAACUCACAAGGCGAUAGCUUCAACUACAACGACUGGGAGACCAUUGUUGCCAAUAGCGCAAAGAGCAAGUCGGCUAAGCUGUACAUUGGUCUUCAGGCCCAACCGGCACCCCUUGGAUCAACCGAGUCUGGCUACAUUGACCCCGUUGCUGUGAAGAACCUGGUUUGCCAAAACCAGGGCAAGGCGCACUUUGGCGGUCUUUCGCUGUGGGACCUGUCCCAGGGUCUCUCCAACACUGUCAACGGAACGUCGUUUAACCAGUGGGCUCUCGAGGCGCUGCAGUACGGAUGUAACCCCUUCCCUACUACAACUACCUCGGCAACUACUGUUUCGAGCACAACCACCUCUAAGGCGUCUUCCACGACUUCCAAGGCUUCAUCCACAACCUCCAAGGCUUCAUCGACAACCUCCAAGGCUUCAUCGACAACCUCCAAGGCGUCUUCCACGACUUCCAAAGCUUCGUCGACAACCUCCAAGGCGUCUUCCACUACAUCUAAGGCGUCUACUACAUCUAAGGCUUCAUCGACUACUUCCAAGGCUUCGACUACUUCCAAGGCGUCCACGACCUCAAAGGCUUCUACUACCUCAAAGGCGUCGACGACUUCCAAAGCCUCUACCACUUCCAAGGCAAGCUCUACUUCCAAAGUAAGCUCUACCUCCAAGGCUUCGACAACUUCCAAGGCUUCGACCACCUCUAAGGCUUCAAGCACAUCUAAGGCUUCGUCGACGACUUCCAAGGCUUCGACCACCUCCAAGGCUUCGACCACCUCCAAGGCUUCGACCACCUCCAAGGCUUCGACCACCUCCAAGGCUUCGACCACCUCCAAGGCUUCGACCACCUCCAAGGCGUCUACUACCUCUAAAGCCUCGACAACUUCCAAAGCCUCGACAACUUCUAAGGUGUCAAGCACUUCCAAGGCUUCAAGUACAUCCAAGGCUUCAAGCACUUCCAAGGCGUCUACCACCUCCAAGGUCUCGACAACUUCCAGGGCCUCGACCACCUCCAAGGCUUCAACUACCUCUAAAGCCUCGUCAACUUCAAAGGCGUCUACAACCUCAAAGGCAACCUCCACUUCUAAGGCCUCAACAACUUCCAAGGCGUCGACAACUUCAAAGGCCAGCACCACUUCCAAAGUGAGCUCCACCUCGAAGGCGUCCAUAACCUCGAAGGUUUCUUCUACUUCUAAGGUAUCUUCUACUUCCAAGGUGUCCUCCACCUCCAAGGUGUCCACGACCUCUAAGGCCACCUCUAGUUCUAAGGCGUCUACCACCUCCAAGGCCUCGUCAACUUCUAAAGCUUCGUCUACUUCCAAAGUCUCUUCAAGUUCCAAAGCGUCUUCGACUUCCAAAGCUUCUUCAACCUCUAAGCCUUCUUCCACUCCCAAGUUGAGCACUACAUCCAAGGUGUCUACUACGUCUAAGGUGUCUACUACGUCUAAGGUGUCUACCACGUCUAAGGCCAGCACCACGUCUAAGGCGAGUUCUACUUCCAAGCCUAGCACUACCGUGAAGCCCAGCACCACUUCCAAGGCGAGCACCACUUCCAAGGCGAGCACCACCUCCAAAGCAAGCUCUACCGUGAAACCUAGCACCACUUCCAAGGCCAGUUCUACUGUGAAGCCUAGCACUACCUCGAAAGUAAGCUCCACCUCCAAGGCCAGCUCUACUUCCAAGGCGAGCUCUACGGUGAAGCCUAGCACCACCUCCAAGGUGACCACCUCCACCAAGGUAUCUACAACUGCGAAGCCAAGCACUACGUCCAAGCCAACUACUUCUACGAAGCCCACCACCUCCGCUAAGCCUACGACCUCUACCACAUCUGUGAAGGCUUCGACUUCGAGCAAGCCUACCGUGUCGGCAUCUAGCACGAACGUGGGUAGGGGUGUGACCAGCUCAACCAUUAGCUCCACCUCUUCCGGCGUCCUGUACCCCACGACAACGAGCAGGUGGUCCAACUCGACGAUUUCUCGUGGCUCGGCGUCGACUACUCCUGCCGGCUCUGCGACUGUCUCCCUCACGACGAGCGUUGUUUACACAACGUCUGUGCACACCGUUACCAAGUGCCCGUCCUACGUGACCGACUGCCCGGCAGGAGGCUAUGUGACCACGGAGACCAUUGCUCUGUACACUACCGUCUGCCCCGUCAGCGAGGCAACCCAGACUGCUGCGCCUGUGACCACGGAGGCUUCCCAGCCCGUGACCACAGAGGCCUCUCAGCCUUGGACCACCAGCACUGUGUACACGACCAGAGUCUACACCAUCACAUCUUGUGCUCCUGAUGUCCCCAACUGCCCGGCGAACCAGGUUACCACCGAGACGAUUCCCUUGUACACCACUGUGUGCCCCGUGACGGCGGCAGCUACCAGCACCCCCGUUGGACCCGCCAGUGUCGAGUUCCCUCAGAACACGGACGUUGGACAGCCUUCUGCCGGUGCUCCCGUCGUUGAAGCUGCCUACCCCACUGCCUCCAGCGUCCAGACCAUUGUCAAGCCUGCCACCUCCGUCGGAGUGCCUCAGGGUCCUUAUGGUGGAAGCAGCGUUGUCACGAGCUCUCCAAGCCAGCCGACCAACCCUGCGGGUUCUCCCAGCUAUCCCAGCGGCGGUCCCGGCAAUGCGGCGCCUUCUGGAAGCUGGAGCGGCGUGCCCGUUGGUCCUUCUACGGUCCCUAGCAUUCCUGGAGCAAACGGUGCCUCUGUGAUGAGUGCUAGCCUGAUGGGUUUGGCCAUUGUUGUGGCUGCACAGGUUUUCGUUCUGUAG